Molecule: messenger RNA, 3710 nt
Organism: Ctenopharyngodon idella (grass carp)
Lineage: Eukaryota; Metazoa; Chordata; Actinopteri; Cypriniformes; Xenocyprididae
Gene: nthl1
Product: nth-like DNA glycosylase 1
Exons: 6
Coding region: 278-1639 (453 amino acids)
Biological process (GO): nucleotide-excision repair; base-excision repair, AP site formation; base-excision repair
Cellular component (GO): nucleus
Molecular function (GO): DNA binding; 4 iron, 4 sulfur cluster binding; oxidized pyrimidine nucleobase lesion DNA N-glycosylase activity
Source: RefSeq, a predicted model, not a curated record
GUAGUCCGCGAAUCCAAAAGUUCGUUUUCAAAGAACCCAUUCAAACAAUCGAUUCAGCGAUUCCUUUGUGUCAUAUAUCCGCUCGGAUCCAUUUAGACCGAUUCCUACGAUUCGCUCAGAGCGGUGUUGUGAAUAAAUUCAUUGUAAAGAUCCGGCUCAAAAGAAUGAUUCAUUCAGGAGUCGGACAUCGGUUUCGACAACAUGGAUAUUAAUGCUGUGUUUAGGAGAUGUAAAAUUGAGGUUAUAUUUGUGACGUAAAGUCAGGUAAUGUCAACUAAUGUUGGCGCCAGUGCGAAGUUUAUGUGUUUAUAUGUUCCGUCGUUUGACUGUAAGAAUGAACUCUCCAUAUUUCACCGAUUCAACAGCUGUAUUAGACACUUCUGCACGUGAGACUAUGGGGAAAAGUGCUGUAAAUAAAGGAGGAAUCCGCAGAUUGAGAUCCAGAAUGGCUCAAGGGCUCAAAUCAGAAGAUGAUCCUCCAAAAGUGAAAGCAGAACUUCACGAGCAGAGUAUUUCAGAUGCUCCACUGCAGACACAUGCACAGACUCCUGCAGAGACUGUGUCAAGUUGCAAAAACACAACAACAAAAGGGAAGAAAGAAGCAGUGGAUGAUCAAGCCCCUCUGACAUCACCUAGGAAAUCAAGGCGGGGCCGUUUGAAGGUGGAGUAUGAGGAUGAAGGGGUGGAGCUAAAGAGGGAGCGCUGGGAGCCGUGCGAUUGGAGAACACAGCUGUCGUUUAUCAGGGAGAUGAGAAGCAAACAGGACGCUCCUGUGGACCAAAUGGGAGCAGGAAAAUGCUAUGAUGCAGAGGCCCCGCCUGAGGUGCGUCGUUACCAGGUGCUGAUCUCCUUAAUGUUGUCCAGUCAAACGAAAGACCAUGUGACGGCUGGUGCUAUGCAGAGAUUACGUGAGCAUGACCUCAGCGUGGACACUGUACUCAACAUGGACGAGGAGACUCUGGGCAAACUCAUCUACCCAGUGGGCUUCUGGAGGACAAAGGUGAAGUACAUCAAACAGGCCACGGCUCUGAUCCAGCAGGAGUUUGGCGGAGACAUUCCUGACACAGUGGAGGGUCUGAUACGUCUGCCGGGCGUCGGCCCUAAGAUGGCACAUCUGGCCAUGGACAUCGCCUGGAACCAGGUUUCCGGCAUCGGCGUGGACACCCACGUCCACCGAAUCUCAAACAGACUCGGAUGGACCAGGAAAGAGACCAAAACACCAGAGGAGACACGGAGAGAUCUGGAGGAGUGGUUACCACGAGACCUGUGGAGUGAGAUCAACUGGUUGCUGGUUGGUUUUGGGCAGCAGGUGUGUUUACCUGUUGGACCGCUGUGCUCCAUGUGUCUGAAUCAGCACACCUGUCCCUCCGCACACCGAUCCUCUCCCAGCAAGAAGCUCAAAUCCAGUCUAGCAUCUCCAACACCACAGGUUAAAGAAGAGCCGGCGGACGCAUCCCGGUCCAGGUGCCCCUCUCAGAGCAGGAAGCACACAGCCCAACAGGAAGUGUCAGGAAAUGAGAGACAAGAAAAGCCAACACCAAACCAUGCUCCAUCCCUCCUCAGGCAGAGGAACAGAAGGAACAGGAAAGAAGGAGCGCCACCAUCAGGACAGACCUCUGUUUUCACACCAGACAGCUGAGUCUUGGAUUCAGUUUGAACUAACGACUGUGUAAAUGCACAACGAUUAUCACAUCACAUUGGUAACGUUUAUUAUCAAAUAAAUUGUAACUAAAUGAAAAAAAGUGCUUUAUAAUAGUUUUAGAUUAAAGGACAUUGUUAGAACAAGACCGUAACCUUGUGUUGAACAUUGGGGGGACCAAAGAAGGGGCAAACUUACCAUUCAAAAUGCGAAAUUUCAUUAAAAAAAUUGAGUAGUUCACAUCACUGUAUAUUACUGUAAGUCUUUGAACAUAUCGAUCAUAAAACAGUUGUCAAAUAUUUAAUGUUUAGCUGCUUACGUCUUACCACGCACUCUUUCAUUGUAAAAUCUAACGCGUCGCGCUGGAAUUCGCACUAGUAUUCAGUGAUCAGUAAGCCCCGCCUUCUUUGAUCUGAUUGGCCAUCAUCUUGACAUUGACGAACACUUGUUAGACUGCUGAGGCAGACCAGACUAAAAAUGUAACUUUUUAAACUGUUUGUCAUCCUAACAACAUACAGCGGUGCGUAAUGGAGUGCAGCAGAGCAGAAUUAAAGGUCUUUGCACACUGAGUCCGAAAUUCGCGUCCCAAAUUUUCGCACGGUAAAAAAUAGAUACGACCUCACGUUGUGUCAAACACGUUUACACAACUGCCUCCGAAACUUUCGUCCGUCAUAAAAAAAUUUGGAUCAGGUUCGAUUUUCUGCAUUUUUCGCAUCCGUGGCACGCAUUUUGAGAGACGUUUUGACACUUCAGAGCCACCGUACAAGCGAACGCCAAAAUCCCCAAUGCCAUCUGAGGCCCUGUCCCAAAUGGCACCCUAAACCCUCACGGUCUUCCUCUGAGUCCGCACAUUCACAACGUAAUGCCGCAUUGACUGCCGUGUAAAGUCCUCUGUGUAGCUCACAGUCUUGCGGGCUCAGCAGAAGCGCGCAUCGAGGGCGCAUAGCAGCUGCAAAGGGGGCGCUCACGAGCACCCUUCUUUAAGCUUAAAUGACGAAUAGGACACUCUACGGUCUUGUCUUAACGGACACACGCACGCAGCGGCCAUUGUAAGUCCAAAAGACCGAAAGUGCACAUGAAGUGUGCCAUUUGGGACAGGGCCUGACAAGUUGAUCCACGUCGUCUACAGCACAAUGCAGUGGCACUGUAUGACAAACAAAUUGCGGAAUACAAAAUAUAAAGACAGAUUGCUCCAGUAUCGCUAGCAAAGCAUCAAACUGAGCCACUGACAUCCUGAAGUAAACUUUGAAACGCUCGGGAUAAUCACGCAGCUCCUUGAUGAGGCGGAACUCUCAUUCCUCUCUAUGCAAUCUCAGGAUUUGAUGGACCCAAUAUUUCCUCUUUCUUUUUCUCUUUUUAAGAAGAGACUAAAUCAUGCUCACUGCUUGAAGACUCCAUUUUGUAUUGUUUUGCGAAUUUUUUCGCAACGGAUUCAUUAUCGGACUCAGUGUGCAAUGCCUCUGUGCGUGACAAAUUUUUCGGAUCACGAAUACGAAAAAACGCAUAUGAAAAUUUCGGACUCGGUGUGCAAAUUCUUUAAGAAUAUCAAAUUUUGGAGGGAUAUGCAAAUUGCAAAUAUGCAAAUUGACAGUAUAUGUAUAAUACCUGUCAAAAGUUCGGAACAUGAUUUGUUAAUGUUUUUGAAAAGUUUCUUCUGCUCACCAAGGCUGCAUUUAUUUGAUCAAAAAUACAGUAAAAACAGUAAUAUUGUGAAAUAUUAAUACUAUUUUAAAUGACGGUUUUCUGUUAAAAUAUUGUAAAAUGUAAUUUAUUCCUGUGAUCAAAGCUGAAUUUUCAGCAUCAUUACUCCAGUCUUCAGUGUCACAUGAUCCUUCAGAAAUCAUUCUAAUAUGAUGAUCAAGAAACAUUUUUGAAUAUUAUCAAUGUUGGAAACAGUUGUGCUGCUUCAUAUUUUUUUCAGGAUUCUUUGAUGAAUAGAAAGUACAAAAGAACAACGUUUAUUUGAAAUAGAAAUAUUUUGUUACACAUAAUUCUUUUUUUACUGUACGUUUUUGGUCAAUUUAAUGCACCCUUGAUGAAUAAAAGUAUUAAUUUACUUUUUUUAAUCUUA